Gadus chalcogrammus (walleye pollock) is the source of this 2822-nucleotide messenger RNA. RefSeq names its product mitochondrial transcription termination factor 2 (gene mterf2). Lineage: Eukaryota; Metazoa; Chordata; Actinopteri; Gadiformes; Gadidae. The transcript has a single exon. The record is from RefSeq and is a predicted model, not a curated record. Gene Ontology annotation, cellular component: mitochondrial matrix. The coding region runs from base 276 to 1400 and encodes 374 amino acids. Gene Ontology annotation, molecular function: double-stranded DNA binding. Gene Ontology annotation, biological process: termination of mitochondrial transcription; regulation of DNA-templated transcription.
CAGUUUCAUAACAAGACAUCCCACACAACUCGGCUUCGACCCCUGAGUAAGGAUAUUCUGCAUCCCCCUGCCGUCUACGCUGCUUCUAUAAUCCCAACAUCGAAGUGCUCCAAUUAAUAGCACACCGCUAUCUGCGUAAGUGUGCCACACAUUUAUUUUCUUUGUUGCUAGAGUGUUAGAGUGUAUACACUACCCGGCAACACGUUGCUACGCUACAUGCUUGCUGUCACUGCACCUGUUUUUUUUAAGAUCAGUGGGCUAAAAACCUUUCUUUAAUGUGGAGGCUGAUCACAUCCCUGUGCCUACGGCAUCCGCGAGGUACAGCGAUUCAAAUACAUGAGCGGCUAUGCACCACCCAACGUGCAGAAGAGAACCGGCAUACAGUGGAAGCGCUAUAUCUACUGUCCGUAGACAUCCAGAAGGUCAGAAAACUGAAGUGCUGGAUCCUGUACCAAACCCCCACUUAUGUUAAUGAGGUAGCCGAACUGAUGAGGGAAAUGGGGGCUUCUGGCUCUAUAGUUGCUGGGGUUCUAACUCAGUACCCCGAGGCGGUCCUCUGCCACCCUGAGCAAAUGCAGGCUCAGCGGGACCUGUGGUUGUCGGUGUGUCCAAACCACAGAGAACUUGUUGGCGUCAUUGAAAAAUUCCCUGCCUCCUUUUUCACCUGUGCCAGCCACCACGCCAAUCAGCGUGCCAACAUAACAUACUUCCGCCAAUUGAACCUCAACAAGCGCAUCAUCACGAAGCUGAUGUCUGGGGCUCCCAUGAGCUUCAGCCGACCAGUAGACGACAACAAAAAGAUGAUCCAAACCCUCCAGGCAGCCUACCUGGAGCUGGGCGGAAAGGACACCAACGUGAAAAUCUGGCUCCAGAAGCUGCUGAGCCAGAACCCGUUCGUCCUCCUCAAAGACCCGGAGCUGCUGAGGCACAACUUCCACUUCCUGACCCGGAAAGGCUUCACCACCUCCGAGCUGCUGGGCCUCCUCUCCAAGCUCAGGGGCUUCGUCACGGAGCUGAACCCCGACGCCAUGCAGCGUACCCUGGCCUUCUCGCAGCGCACCCUGGGCUGCUCCGACGACCAGCUCCGGCACGUGGUCCUGGACUGCCCGGCGCUGCUGUACCACUCGGAGGUGGUGCUGGCGCAGCGCUUCCAGGGGCUGUCUGCGGUGGGCAUCAGCGCGGCCCAGAUCUUACAGGCUCCCACCGUCCUGGAGCUCACCACGGAGAUUGUGAACCACCGCGUGCAGAGCCUGAGGUCGCACGGCUACGACAUCCAGACCGGGGGGCUGGCGGCUCUCUGUGGCACCAAGAAGGACUUUGAGGCGAGCUACGGGAGGCUGCAGCUACGCAGAGAGAGGCCGAUGUUUAACCCCGUCGCCCCUUUGAGGACGGACGACUGACGGGUCAUGGUACCAGACUGAAUAGGGGGACGGAAAUUUGAUGCUGUGAAUGUAGUCUCUCUGUAUUUAUUUGAAUCUGUGCGCAAGGACAGCUCCAGUGUGGUUGAGAGUCGGCCUGCUUAUAUAAUACCAACAGUUAAUUUGUGAGACAAUUAAAGAGUUCUGAAGGUGAAAACACCUCAAACGUUUUGUGGAGAGAUAUAUCUCCCUGCCAAGGGAUGUAUAUAUUAUUUCAGGUUUUAUAUGUUGGUCCAGUUUUAUGAUAAGCUGAUUUUGAAGUGCAUUAUAUACAGAAGCAUGACUUGCACCCAUGUGACUUGAUUCCACAAUGUCUUGUUUUUUUUAAACGAUAUAUGAUGACUAUGCUCUGUAAGGUGACCUUGGGUGUCUUGAAAGGCGUCUCUAAAUUAAAUGUAUCAUUAUUAUUAUUAUUACAAUCUUGUUGUAUUACUAAGUGCAUCUCAGGGAUAAAAUGCAGUGUUCCAAUACAUUGUCAUUUUACCAAUGUAAAAGCCUGUCAGGUUAUGCUUAUUAUGAGUUGUUUAUAGUUAAGAACCGACAAUACAUUUGAAUUCUAAUAUUCACCAGAUACUCCAUAAACUUGGUUGCCAAUUGUGAGGAAGGCUCAAUGGCAUCCUCCCAGUACAAAUGCAAAUGUUAAAUAUGUCUGUCUGGAAAGUGUUUAACCUCCGAUAACCUCCUGUCCUCUGCCCUCUCCCUCUGCGGUAACACAUGGCACGUGUCAAUAUGAUUGAUGCAUCCUCUAAACCCAGCUAUACACUUAGGAAUAAAAAGGAGCAUCGGAAGUGACUGAAAUCCCCUGACAUGUUUUAUUAUUUUCUGAUUUGAGGCACUUGAAAUAUAAAUACAGAAUAAAUAUUAUUUUACAUCAGCUUAUCUUGAUAGUGAAUGUCUUUCUUAUAAACUUCAUACUUGUAUUUGACCCCAUUCUCUUCUUGGAUUUCACUCGGCACGCCAGGAAAUCUACAGUAAUGCAAACAAAACCAACCAUAUAGAUCAAGAUCGUGGAUUAACACAUUUGUCAUAUCAAUCGAUGGUAACAAUUGUUAAAUUUAGUCUUUGUGAAUUCAUUGUACAACCCUACAGAAUCCAAACAAUCCCACACAAAUAUUAAAACAAUAUAAAUACGUUUACUAAGCAGUUAGAGGGGAUUCAUAAAUCAUACCUGUCUUGCUUUUUAAAUAUCUGUCUGUCAAAAUUGGGGAAGAAAACAUCACAGUCAAUGUUGGCCAUGACAUCCGUGAGGUAUAUCAGGUCACACCAUGGGUGCAUCAGGCUCUCCUGGUGGAAAAGAAAACAGAAACACAGACCUGUCAACAAUGGUGCAACAGAACGUUCGGCUUUGUGCACCUUUUACACACUUUCAAUGGCGUCACGUUACAAUGAACAGCAACAUGUUGG